Aphidius gifuensis is the source of this 639-nucleotide messenger RNA. RefSeq lists its product as uncharacterized. The record is from RefSeq and is a predicted model, not a curated record. Lineage: Eukaryota; Metazoa; Arthropoda; Insecta; Hymenoptera; Braconidae. The transcript is spliced from 2 exons. Bases 61 to 474 code for a protein of 137 amino acids.
ACUCAGAAGAGUCAAUAAGAUUCAUUAAAAAUAAAAUAAAAAUAUAUCAUAAAAUCAACAAUGAUUUUUAGCUUUGCAAUUGUUGUAUUCGUUAUAAGUUGUGCAAAUGCAUUACCUGAAUUUCAUCAUUCCCCAUCAUCAUAUAAAGACGGUGUAAAAUGGGAAAUAAAUGAAGACAAUAUAAAACAUCAUACAAUCUUUAGGACAGGACCAUACUUUGGAAAACUACCAUUCAAUCAACAUCAAUAUUAUCAACCAGCUCAAUUGAAAUACUACAAAUCUGCCCCAUCAAUUUUACCUAAAAAAUUUGGGGUAUCAUCAUACUCAACCUAUGAUGGUCAACAUGUAGACCUUAAACACAUUGGACAAUAUGAUGCAUCAAUAGAUUAUGGAAAGAAUCAACAACACAGUGCUUACACCCAUGGACGCCCUCAGGGAUACUAUUAUCCAAAACCAAUUACUGGACAGUGUUAAACUAUAAAUUAGUUUAUUUUUUGAUCAAUUGUAUUUUCAUUCAAUCUACCUCAAAUGAUUUUACGGAUAUGUCUCUCUAAAAAAUGAAAAUAAAUUCACAUAUUUUAUGUUUGAAUAUUUACAUGGAUAAUAAUAAAAACGAUGUAAUAAAUUAUGACAAUAAAA